Messenger RNA from Saccharomyces cerevisiae S288C, 2784 nucleotides. It is a transcript of the gene CTF4, whose product is annotated as chromatin-binding protein CTF4. Lineage: Eukaryota; Fungi; Ascomycota; Saccharomycetes; Saccharomycetales; Saccharomycetaceae. The record is from RefSeq and is marked reviewed. Bases 1 to 2784 code for a protein of 927 amino acids. Gene Ontology annotation, cellular component: nucleus. The transcript has a single exon.
AUGGUUUCAGUUAUAGACAAGCUUGUUUUUGACUUUGGUGGGAAAACUCUGGUCUCUCUCGCACCAGAUAAUAAUACUUUGUGUGUAGCCAAUAAAAAUGGCUUAACCAAGAUUCUGAAGACAAAUAACCCAGAAGAAGAGCCAGAGACUUUAGAUUCUUCCAAAUUGGUCUCGUCUAUAAAAUGCUAUUCAAACUCGCACUUUCUGAUGACUACAAUGCAAGGUGAUGCUCUUAGGUAUAACAUCGAUUCUAGUCAAGAAGAAUUAUUGGCUAGAUUUGCUUUACCCCUACGUGACUGCUGUGUUAUUCAUUCAGGUAAAAUGGCCGUAUUUGGAGGAGACGACUUAGAACUAAUCCUUUUGGAAUUGGACGAUGAAACACACAAAAAACAUGCCAUUAAAAUCGAUGAACAAGUUUCUCAAAUUUCUUACAAUUCACAGAUGAAUAUUUUAGCAGUUUCAAUGAUAAAUGGUAAGGUACAAAUUUUUUCUCUGACAUCUACUAUUCCAAACAAAGUUCAUGAGUUAAAUGAUUACAUAGUGGCCAAUUCAUAUGAUGAUACACACAGAGAUAAGAUACUCUCGAAUAUGAUGGAUGAUAUAGAUAAAGACAAUGAUAAUGACCUGAGUGAAACGGCUGAUCCAGAUGAGAACAAUGUAGCUGAUCCAGAAUUCUGUGCUGCUAAUAGAAUUUGCACGAGAGUGGCUUGGCAUCCGAAGGGUCUGCAUUUUGCGCUACCAUGUGCAGAUGAUACAGUAAAAAUAUUCUCUAUAAAGGGAUAUUCCCUACAAAAGACGUUGUCCACAAAUCUCUCAUCAACAAAGGCUCAUUUCAUUGAUUUGCAAUUUGACCCGUUACGUGGAACUUACAUUGCGGCAGUAGAUUUAAAUAAUAAGUUAACGGUAUGGAAUUGGGAAACUUCCGAGAUCCACUACACCAGGGAAUUCAAAAGAAAAAUUACUAAUAUUGCCUGGAAAAUCCAAGCGGACUCAAAAACUCUAGACCUUGUUUUAGGUACCUGGUCCGGUAGUAUAGCCAUUGUCCAAAAUUUGGCAGAGUCCGUAGUAUCUAAUAUACCUGACCAAUCUGUUGCUGAAUCUUCAACUAAACAUGGGCUUUUUGUAGACUCCGAAUCUGACUUGGAAAACUUAGAGGGAAAUGAUGAUAUAAACAAAAGCGAUAAGCUAUUUUCAGAUAUUACUCAAGAAGCGAAUGCGGAAGAUGUGUUCACUCAAACACACGACGGCCCCAGUGGAUUAAGUGAAAAGAGAAAAUACAACUUCGAAGAUGAAGAAGACUUUAUUGAUGAUGACGAUGGUGCUGGUUAUAUUAGUGGCAAAAAACCACAUAAUGAACAUUCUUAUUCGAGAGUACACAAGACUCAUUCGUUUCCAAUCAGUUUGGCAAACACAGGAAAAUUUCGUUAUAUGCCUUUUUCUCCAGCGGGAACACCUUUUGGCUUUACUGACAGGCGUUAUUUGACAAUGAAUGAAGUGGGCUACGUAUCUACUGUCAAGAAUAGUGAGCAAUACAGCAUAACUGUCUCUUUUUUUGAUGUUGGACGUUUUAGAGAAUACCAUUUCGAGGACUUAUUUGGCUACGAUUUAUGCUUCCUAAAUGAAAAAGGCACUUUAUUUGGCCAAUCCAAAACUGGGCAGAUACAAUAUAGGCCACACGAUAGCAUACAUUCAAACUGGACCAAGAUUAUUCCUUUGCAAGCUGGUGAGAGAAUAACAAGUGUGGCAGCCACCCCGGUUCGCGUUAUUGUUGGUACAUCAUUAGGCUAUUUCAGAAGUUUCAAUCAAUUCGGGGUUCCAUUUGCUGUUGAAAAGACAUCCCCAAUUGUAGCGCUUACUGCUCAGAAUUAUAGGGUUUUUUCAGUACAUUAUUCGCAGUUUCAUGGCCUUUCAUACUCUUUAUCUGAAUUGGGUACUUCUAGUAAAAGGUACUAUAAAAGAGAGUGUCCACUUCCAAUGAGUUUACCAAACAUUAAUUCUGAUAUGAAAAAAGACGCAAAUCUUGACUACUACAAUUUUAAUCCGAUGGGCAUCAAAAGUUUGUUCUUUUCAAGCUACGGAGAUCCAUGCAUUUUUGGGUCCGACAACACGCUUCUAUUGUUAUCAAAGUGGAGAUCACCAGAAGAAAGUAAAUGGCUCCCUAUUCUAGAUAGCAACAUGGAAAUAUGGAAGAUGUCAGGAGGGAAGGAAACGACAGAUAUACAUGUCUGGCCCUUGGCUUUGGCGUAUGACACAUUGAAUUGUAUCUUAGUUAAGGGCAAGCAUAUAUGGCCCGAGUUUCCCCUUCCGUUGCCAUCCGAAAUGGAGAUUAGAAUGCCAGUAUUUGUUAAGAGUAAAUUACUAGAGGAAAACAAAGCUAUAUUAAAUAAAAAGAACGAAAUUGGAGCUGACACCGAAGCGGAAGAAGGGGAAGAAGACAAAGAAAUACAGAUUCCUGUUUCUAUGGCGGCGGAAGAAGAGUAUCUGCGCAGCAAGGUUUUGUCAGAGCUGUUGACAGAUACACUCGAAAAUGACGGUGAAAUGUACGGCAACGAAAAUGAGGUAUUGGCAGCAUUGAACGGUGCAUAUGAUAAGGCUUUGUUACGUUUAUUUGCGUCUGCAUGCUCAGACCAAAAUGUUGAAAAGGCUCUUUCGCUUGCUCAUGAAUUAAAACAAGAUAGAGCACUUACUGCAGCCGUUAAGAUAUCAGAAAGAGCUGAGCUGCCCUCUCUCGUUAAAAAAAUUAAUAAUAUAAGGGAAGCUAGAUAUGAACAGCAAUUGAAAUAA